AUGGCGCAGGCGGGAGAUGCAGGGCCGGCGGCUGAAGGCACGCCGCGCACGGCCGGCGCUUCAUUCACGACUACCGAGGAGCUGGACGCGCGCCUCGAAGGAACAAUCCCCCGGCCCUACCGAUCCUGGGAGCCUCAGGGACCAGACGCCGGUCGCUGCCGGGACAAGGCGAAGAGGGCGCUGGCGGCCUUCAGCACCGCGACGCGGUCGGCCGCGGCGCUCUUUUGCGCAGGCGCCAUGCGGCGGUCACACGCGGCCGCGUCCUGCCCGGAUGUGGCUCUCAUAGAGCCGCCGUGCCUCGUGGCGGGCAGCGACAGCUGCGUGGACAUCCACUUGUCUCGGGAUUUGCGCGACAAGGAAACCCUGAGGGUGGAGCUAAGGAGGGGUGAACAAGUCCUCGCGGGGGGAACCAUAAUGGCCGGAGAGGGGAGAGUGGUGAGCAUUUGCGCCCCGGCCAUGGACAGCUGCGUCGCUCAGAUCGCCAUCACCAACUCCGACAACGAGCUGUGCAUCUCGACCAGCAGCCUCCUGGCCCUUCCAGAAAGCGCGGCCGGAGAAUUCGGGUCGCUGCUGUCCAGAACCAUAGCGGAGGUGCACAACAACAGCGCGCCAAGGAUGGGUUGCUGUCCGUCGGCGUGCCCAAACGAGGAUGCUGAUGUUAGACCAAAUCUGCUGACUCAAGUGUGCGAAGACGCACAGUGGAUGAAGGAGGCUGUCUGGGCGACAUACUUCCGGCCCUUGUGCGCCGAUUUCGCGGCAGUCCUGGAGGACCUCGUGGCGCAUCAGAGGGAUCAGUUAGAUCAGGGUGAUCAGGAAGAUCUCGAGGAUCAGGUUGAUCAAAUAGAUCAUUCCGAGGAUCUGCGUGUGCAGCUGACGACGUACCUCAUCGCCAACCACAUGUGGACGAGCGCGUCAUUCUUGUUGACGACGUGUAUGAGAUCCGGAGUUCGCGUGACGCUUGGUCCCUUCAGGCUGGGAGAGGAUGACGUCACGCCCCACUGCCUGAAGCGGCACUUCUUCCUGGUGGGAACCGGCGUCGCGGGGCCCGUAGGCGGCGGUCAAAUUCCCGUCGACGCGGUCAAGAAAAUCGGACCGCUUAGGAAAAGGAGCGGCGAGCUCAACCUGGAAGAGACGGAGGACGGCUACGUAUUCGCGUUCCGCUGA
Ostreobium quekettii is the source of this 1164-nucleotide messenger RNA. Lineage: Eukaryota; Viridiplantae; Chlorophyta; Ulvophyceae; Bryopsidales; Ostreobiaceae. The record is from the annotation of a GenBank genome assembly.